This is a messenger RNA of Synchiropus splendidus (mandarinfish), 4863 nucleotides long. It is a transcript of the gene znf628, whose product is annotated as zinc finger protein 628. Bases 307 to 4467 code for a protein of 1386 amino acids. Gene Ontology annotation, biological process: regulation of transcription by RNA polymerase II. NCBI's taxonomy places the organism in Eukaryota, Metazoa, Chordata, Actinopteri, Syngnathiformes, Callionymidae. The record is from RefSeq and is a predicted model, not a curated record. The transcript is spliced from 9 exons. Gene Ontology annotation, molecular function: DNA-binding transcription factor activity; RNA polymerase II cis-regulatory region sequence-specific DNA binding.
CCAAUCGUCGUCGCUGUUACGAGGAGGCGGCAUCGGGUGGAGUAGUGCUGUUUGUGUGUUUAUUGCUAAGGUUGUGUGUAAUCUCACUGCGGUACCCGCUUCCUUUCAUUCUAACAAUAAUAUCUCGUCAAGUUUUAAAAAGCCACGAAAUCAUCAUCUUUUGACCAGAUAUGGCAGCUAUGGUUUUGAACGUCUGAAGGAUUUUAUAAGGAAACAGAACGCAACAAUGAUGGACGGCAAUGUGGAAUAAUGUUGCAAUAAGAGACAUCAAGGAGCAUCCUCAUCCAUCACCUGCCCAGUGUGGCUAUGGCAAACUCGAUGGCCACUUUGGUGGUCCAGGCAGAACCUUUACCCCCUCAGACGGUGACUUCCCUGUCUCCUUUCCCUUCCCUUCUUGGCUCCGGGGAAGACGGAGAUGAAGAUAGGGAAAGAGGACAGCUGGCUGAGGGAGACAAGGGUCUGGUAGCAGGAGGAGAGGAGGUCGUUUUGGACAUGGUGACGUUGUCAGUGUCAAGUUUAGCCCAGCAGACUGAGCACACCGACCACCCGUUCCAGUGUUUGGACUGUGGUAAGAGCUUCAGGUGGUCGUCCAGGCUCAUUCACCAUCAAAGAAGCCACAACAAUGAGAGACCCUAUCGCUGCACCCUCUGCCCCAAGGCAUUCAAGGGUUCAUCAGCAUUGCUCUACCAUCAAAGAUCUCACUCGGGAGAAAAACCAUACAAAUGCCAAGACUGUGGUAAAGCAUUCAAACGCUCCUCUCUGUUGCAGGUUCAUCAGAGUGUCCACACUGGAGUCAGGACCUUUUUGUGCCCCUACUGUCCCCUCACUUUUAAAUGGAGUUCCCACUACCAGUACCACCUCCGCCAGCACACGGGGGAGUGCCCUUACCCUUGUGACACUUGUCCCAAGGCAUUCAAAAACUCCAGUAGUCUAAGGCGACACAAGAAUGUCCACCUCGGUCUGAAGCCGUACACCUGCAAAGUGUGCAACAAAUCCUUCACUCAGUCUACGAACUUGAGGCAGCACAUGAGGAUACACACAGGGGAACGGCCGUAUGUAUGUGGGGAGUGUGGACGCAGCUUCACACACUCAUCCAAUCUGGCCCUGCACAAGAACUCCCACAACAACACCAACACAGGACUAAAGGAGGCGAAGAAGGGAGAUGAGCCAAAGAAAGAGAAAAGUCAUGUAAUGGAAGUAGUGGAGGUUAUAGUGGGACAACAGGAAGUCAAUACGUCCAUGUUGACCGAAAUGGUGGGGUUUGUAAACCAGGACGUUUCGGAGGCCGUAGGCGUGGGCAUGGAAGAAGUAUUCCUAACAACCACCACAUCCAGCCAGAAUUCAAACCUUCUCACGCUGACUUCCCCUGGCGGGGCUUCUUCCAGGGCUAUCGGGACCGAGGUCCACCUGAGCACGGACUCUGGUUCCAGUGUGCUGCUGUACAGCUGUGGCAGCUGCAGCCACACCUUUGCCACACGCAUCGAGCUAGAACAGCACCAGUCAGUCCACAUGGCGCCAGAAGAACCUAGCACUGGUGUGAAAGCAGGUCCUGGAGCCACAGUGGAGAUUGGGGAUGGUCUUGUUGGUGCUGGUCACCUGCUGGCAGAUUUUGAGGAGGUAGUAGAGACUACAACAGUGGCAGAAGGGGGACAUACCGCAGAGGUGCUGCUUGGAUUGACAGAGGCGACAAAUGGAAAUAAUGCAAGUGUGGGCACCUCCCAGGGUCAGUUUGACCUGCUGCAGAACUUCACUAACGUGAGUCAGAGCUCUGACACUGUUCAGCCGGAGGCCAGGACCACAUGGACAGGGCUGUCAUGUGGCUACUGCAGUAAGACCUUCAAGACCAGCGGAGGCCUGAACAGACACGUGUCACUGAUCCACUCUCUCUCAACUCAGUCGUCCCGCUCCCAAUUCAGCUGCUCUGCCUGCGACCGCUCCUUCCCCUUACUCUCCUCACUUCUAACCCACCAGCACUCCCACACCCCGGAACAGCGCCUCCUGGCAGAGGCUGAAGCGGAGAUAGUUUGCCCUCCUUCACUCUCAUUGUCGCUGCCACUUCCCUCCUCUCCGGGUCAGGUUGACAAGCAACCAGAAGAACAGAGGGAGCUCGACGUCAACAUCAUUGUUGUCAGUGAAGGGCGAGAAGAGAAAUCUUCUAAACUGAGUAAACACACUAAAAAGACUGCAGUUCAAAAGAACAUCACAGCUGGAGAGAGACCAUAUCGCUGCUCAGAGUGUGGAAAAGCCUUCAAAGGUUCAUCAGGACUGAAGUACCACAUGAGAGAUCACACCGGGGAAAGACCAUACCGCUGCACAGAGUGUGGAAAGAGUUUCAAAAGGUCUUCACUCCUCUCUAUUCAUCAGAGGGUUCACACUGGUGUGCGGGCAUUCCAGUGCCCUCACUGCUCUCUGACCUUCAAGUGGAGUUCUCACUACCAGUAUCACCUGAGGCAGCACACUGGCGAGCGGCCAUAUGUCUGCAAAGAGUGUGGCAAGUCCUUUAAGAACACCAGCUGCCUGAGAAGACACAGUCAGAUGCACUCAGGUCUGAGGCCUCACAUCUGCACCAUCUGCUCCAAGUCUUUUUCUCAGACUUCAAACCUCAAACAGCAUGAACGGACACACUCUGGCGAGAGACCAUUUCAGUGCACGCACUGCAAUAAAAGUUUCACCCACUCUUCGAACCUCCAGCUCCACCUUCGCACUCACUCAACGCGAAAGGACUUCAAGUGCCCUUACUGUUCCAAAGAGUUCGUCAUGCACUCUUACUUGCAGAGACACAUCCGGACACACGGCGGCGGUCUACCUCUGCCAUGUUCUCGCGGUGGCGAUAAAGAAGGUGUAGCUGUCAAAGCCAGCGUCGGAGGAGUGACCACCACCACGACUCUGCUGAAACCCAUCACCCUGGAAGCCUCAGGAAACAAUGUCAGCUUGAUCGUGUCACAGCCAGCACUUAAUAUCCCUCCCAAUACCUCCCAAAACUAUUUUAUGAUUCAGACAGUCAGUGGCCUGCAACUCAUCCCGCUGUCAACCCCUCCACCAGCCCCACCUCCUCCUCCACCACCACCUCCACCACCACCACCACCACCAUCUCAGCCCCAGAAUUUCUUCCUGGUACAAUGCCCUUCGACCAACGGAAACCAGUCAAGUUUAAUUCUUGUCCCAACUUCGAACAACCCUGCUGCAGCUUCAGAGCCCCUCCCACUUAUCCAAACUCUCCAGCCUGUUGUGAACCAAGCACAGAAUCACGUCCCACAAUUUACACAGCAGCAGCAAGCCAGGAUCAUAAUCACAAACAAUAACAACAAUGCCAACACAUCUGUUGCUAUGCCAACAAACCCCAUUUUAUCUAACUCCCUUUUGACUAAACCUAUAUUAGGAAAGAGUACGCGGACAGGAAGGGGCAGACGAGGACGCAAACCAAAAUCCGCCACUGCUCCUGUGGACAAGAUGGCAAAGAGUCAUGUGACAACUGCCGCUACAACACAAUCCCCAUCAUCCGCUGAGCCAUCAAGCUGUCUGACAACAAUGUCCUGUGCUACAGUUGAUAAUCUUUCCAUAAUGACAGCAGCUUCUGGAUGCAUGACACCUGCUUCCAUGGUUUCAACAACCACAACAACACCCUUACCAUCUCUUGACGUCCCUCAGAGAAGGCAAGAUGAGACGACUGAAGUUGAAAUUAAAACAGAUGAGGCAAUCACUGAAAAUCAGUUCAUGUUAUGUUUCGAUAAUAACAGCCAGGCUAAAGAUGGGGUGAGUGUUGAGAACUGCGGUGACUCGUAUGUAUUGCAGUUUGAUGGAGACGCACAUGAAGGAGGAAUAGCUGGAAGGAUUGGCGGCGAUGGGAAGUCACUUGAGCUUCAGUUUAAGACAGAUUCACCGGUAAAGAGGGAUGAUAAAGAAGGGAUGAUGUCACUUCUGCAGGAGUGGGUCGAGGACAAAACAAGUCAGACACAGACUGAUGAAAGAGAUAGUCAGGGCGAGUCCUAUGUUCUCCAGUUUCACUCUCAAGAUGUUGAUCCCUCCCAAGGCCAUGACAACAGCCUGCAGCUCUCCACACAGGGUUUGGUGCCUCUGGAUGGGCAGGAGGUGAUGUUUGAAGUUGGCACCGGGAGCAAGAGCCCACAGGAGAGUCAGGAGGGGAUGCAGAUGAUUGCAUUGAUUGAAGGGGGGGAGAAUUGUUCCAAUAGCCAGAUAAGUGAAAGCGGAGGCAUGGAAGGAAUAUUUCAACUCCAAGGGGGGGAUGAGAUUGUCAUCAUAGAGGUCAGCACCAGUGACUUGAUUGAGAGGAGAGUCGAAGGGGAGUUGUCAGAGAGUGGUGACAUUAGCUUUGUGAACAGAAGCGAAGAGGCAGAGGAUAAGCUGACAAAAGAUUUAAACUCUACGGACAGUCCAGUGGUGGAGACAUCAGCUGAGGACUCGAGCAUGGAUGGACCCUUAAUUAAGAGCCACAACGCUCACAACUGACUCUUUUAGCAAGUGUGUUUUGGUGAUGGAGGUGUUUUUCUACCCUAAGUUUUGAGCGAUUAAAACUGAAGUCUGAUCUGAUGGGCUGAAAAAUAUCACCAUGUGUGUGAGACUGCUUGUUUCACCACUUGUGUUAGCACUUUAGUCAGAUGAAGGCUUUGUGUAUGUGAGACGAUGCAGUUAGGCCAAUAAUUUGUUGUGAUGCCAUGGUGCCACAGACUAGAAAUGUUAUACAUUUAAGUACAAGGAGCCUGGAAUACUCAUUGAUCUAUUGGUUUAAAUUAUGCUGUCAUUGACAGUCGGUUUGAUAAUGAAAUAUGAAUUGCAAUUGCAUUGUCUACUUUGUUCACACAGUUAAUAUAAAUAAUACCACUAUUAAUAAAUCUGUCAAUUGUU